GGGCGACGAGCCGGAGCCUCCGGAAGCGCGCGCUGUUUGGUUACGGUUGGGGUGAAAUGGAGACUCGAAGAGAGCGGAGCGAAUUCCGGUGAGAUAGCACUGCGGCGAUAGAUCGGCACCAGGCGUGACGUCCUGGCGUCCAGCCUCCAGCCGUGAGCCGUGAGGUUGUUAGCAGGUGCCUGCGUGGCCGUGGGAUCGGCGUGCGGGUCUGCGGGCCUCCUCCGGGCCCGGCCGGCUGCUGGCGCUGAGGAGCAGCGCGGAGGUCGGGGCAGGACAGGGAGAGAAGCCGCCGGCAGCGAGCACGUAUCGAAGGAGACAUGAAAUCAAGUGGUGCUGUGUUCUCCAGGCAGAACCCUUUCCCUCCCGAUCCGCCCUUGUCCAAGACCCACUACAACCCCUCCCGUGCCAAGACGCUGCCCAGGCCGGAGAGGAGGACGGCCCUCAGCCCCGUCCGUCUCUCCCGGCCCCCCAGUCCCCCCCCACCGCCGGACACGCUGAGCCCCGCAGACGAGCGAUUCCUGCUGGCGGCUUCCAACCGCCUGCUCCCGGCCGGCCCCCCAGCCGCAGACCCCCAGCCCAGCUUCUCCGAGUCCUGGCCUUCCACGGACCUCGGCUCCCCCCAGGGGGCCGACUGCGCCCCCUCCCCCGGCGCCGACGCUUCUCCGCCUGCAGCCCCAGCAGGAAAGCCCCAGGCUUGGGCAGGACCUGUAGGCCCGAGGGAAGACUCUGUCUUGGCAAGGUACGUCGAGCGCUUCCGGCGCGGGCGGCCGCUGAGCCGAGAGGAGCGCCGGCGCUCCGCAACCUCGGAGGGAGAGGGGGCACGGUUCUGGUGGCUGCCCGCCUCGCCGCCUUCCAGCUCCCCCCCUGCGCUGACGUCCGAGAAAGGCUCCUCGACGGCCCGCCGGGCGGCGCGGUCCCUCUCUCCCUCUCCCCCCAGCCCCGCGGCGCGGUCCCGGCUCAGCCCCCCUGUCUCCCCGCCCAGAGCCGCUCUGGACCUCAGCCCCGCGGCUCUGUCGGACGGCUCCCCACGUGACCCCAGAGACCCGGAGAUCCUGCGGCUCCAGGAGAGGGCCAGGCGACUGGUGCAGAGGAGCGAGACCUCUCUCAGCAGCAGCUCCAUCCCUGUGAGCUCUGAAGGCCUGGGCACCCUGGACUCGUCCUCCCCCGUCAGCGUGGAUGAGCCGGUCCGCAGGCCCACGGUUCCCAGUCUCCUCGACCCUACCACUGGAUUGGUGACGCUGGCUGCUCUGCCACGCCCCUCUGCGGGGGGGCGCCCUCGUCCCGAGGACGACAUCCUCUUCCAGUGGCGCCUGCGCAGGAAGAUGGAGCUGGCCCGAGAGCGCCCCCUGCUGGUGUCCCAGGACAUCCUGCCCACCGACCGCAUGCAGGUGGGGGUUCGAGCGAAUGUUUGGGGUUUUCCUUGGUUAGUGAGCUUUGAACCUGGGCAGCUGUCCCGCUCUCUCCCAACGCUCCCAGACUCCAGGUCUCCAGGGAGACGCGCUGUUCAGUCUGUCCCAUCAGGACUCAGGGCCGGAGCCGCUGUUUGAUGUCGCCUGACCAGCUUGCAGGCAGUGACGUGUCGUUAACUGGACAGGAAAACCAGACAGAGGCACUUUGUACUGACGCCCGUGACAGACCCAGAGACCCUGGAGUCACUGCAGAUCUAAUUUACUGGUUCGGUUCUGAGUUUUGACGUCUCCAGCUGAUGGAGAAGUGGUUUGUCCUUCCUGGAACAGGACGGCGAUUUUCGGGUGAUUCUGU
This is a messenger RNA of Lepisosteus oculatus (spotted gar), 1761 nucleotides long. The record is from RefSeq and is a predicted model, not a curated record. Lineage: Eukaryota; Metazoa; Chordata; Actinopteri; Semionotiformes; Lepisosteidae.